Corticium candelabrum is the source of this 2441-nucleotide messenger RNA. RefSeq names its product protein bicaudal D-like. Bases 136 to 2394 code for a protein of 752 amino acids. Gene Ontology annotation, molecular function: cytoskeletal adaptor activity; dynein complex binding. The transcript is spliced from 2 exons. Lineage: Eukaryota; Metazoa; Porifera; Homoscleromorpha; Homosclerophorida; Plakinidae. The record is from RefSeq and is a predicted model, not a curated record.
UUAUGGGCGUGGUUUUGUCGACAAGACGAACCAUCGCCAGUACAUCCGGAUCACCUAUCUACACGCAGUCAGUGUUAAUGCCCGCCACCUCAGCUUCCCAAAGGGUUUCUCUAGUUGCUACAGCCGUCGCCACGUAUGACGACAUCAAGGAUGACAAGUGACGUAUUGAGUGGCAACUUUGUUGAGGUCCCGAGGGACUGGUCAUCUGCUACAGCCGACGAAACGGCAGACGAGAUCGCUCGCUUGAACAGAGAGCUGUGCGAGGCGACGGAUGAUAAGAUUAAGGCGGCACAAUAUGGUCUGAUUGUGUUGCAGCAGAAGGAGAGAGUGCAGGAGGAGAAUGAGCGCAUUGAGUCGCUCUAUGAUGCGGCGAGGCGUGACGCUGAGGCCAACGAAGAGAUGAUUAGAAAGCUGCUUGAAGAGCAAGAAAGACGAAAUCGAGAAUGGGAAACAACCAAAAAUCGCUUGAUUAAGGAAAGCGAGUCUCAAGAGCAAUCUCUUAUAACUCGAGUCAAAGAAUUGGAACAAGAAGUGGCAACACUGAAGAAAGGAUCAAAGGUCAGUGCCAUUAAGAAAGCCGACAAUGAAGCUUUAGAGAAUGAACUGGAGCAACUCAAAACAAAAGAGAAAAAUCUAGUUACUGAACUACGUGACGUUAAAACAAAGGAAAUCCGAGCGAGUCAAGAGAAACGAGAACUUGAAGCAAUUGUGUCGAGUUUAGAAGAACGACUGUCCAAACUUCGAGCUGUUGAAGCCGAAUGUGAGAGCCUUCAAGAGCUAAAUCUGAGUUUACGAGAAGAAGCAGAGACACUGGAAGAGAGACUACAAGAGUCAAUUGCUGAACGACAACUUGCUGAACAACACACAUCUCAAAUCUUCAAUACGCUGAGAGAGGAACGAGAAUCCAAGCACAAACUAGAGGAACAGCUUGGUGAAAUGGAGGCUGAUCUGACAGCCAUGAGACUUGGGUUGAAUUCACCGAGCGAGAAUGUUUCUUCGAGAUCUAAUUCAUGUGAAACAGAGAUGGAAGAGACUGUAGCAGUUGGUCAGAGUUUGUGUGAUGAGUUACAAAAAUCUCUUGAUAUCAACCCAAGUCACGUGUUACAGCUUGAAAAUGAGGUUGCUGCUUUGAAAGAGAACAACAAGACAUUAAAAGUGCAGACAGAUAAAUUGAAGAGAGAGUUGGCCGAGAACAGACGAAUCAUUGAGAAAUUACAAGGAGAAAAGGCAAAUGCUUUGAAGGAUUUGGAUGCAGCACGAGGAGUGACUGAUGCUGAGGCUUUGUGUGGACAGUUGAAGGCUGAACGAGAAUUGGCUGAGCUUCGACAUGCACAUGUGACACUCCAAACCAGCUCAUCAGAGGAAAUUCGGUUUCUCAAGGGAAAAAUUGAUAGUCUCAAUGAGAGGGAACAGAAGCUGAAGGCUGCCAUUGCAACACGGGAAUCCGAAGCUUCCACGUUAAAUGUAAAAGUGGAGAGUUUGCAAGGUGGCAUGCGAGAUAUGGAGAUGAUAUCGUCAGUGCAAGCAGCUAGUCUGGAAAAAGAGGUGACAAGACUGAGAGAAAGCUGUGCUGAGCAGACGGAUGUGAUAAAAUCACUGCAGGAUCAGUUGGUGUUGAAAGGAAAGUCUUUGCAAGAUUCUGAGACAGGAUUGAAGGAAACGAGAAAGGACAUGACAACUAUGAAUGAAGAGCUAUCGGCUCUUUGCCAUUAUAUCAGAGUUCUUAAUGGCGACGAAGACAAGACUGGGGAUAUGGCCAAUGGAAAAGAUGACAGUGAUGGGUUGCAGAUUCCUACUGAUGCCACGCUUGCAACGUGUUGCUUACAACUUGCUGCUCGUGCUAAAGUCCAGACUCGCUCACUCCAGCAAGCAGUAGAAAGGACGGUGCAACAGGCACUCGAACGAUCACGAGGCACUGAAAAUGAUGCCACGUCUAGUCACAUGGCUGAGCUGGAGAAACGAGUGGGACAGCUACAACGGCAACUCAGUAGCAAGAAGGAAGAGAUUGCAACUCUUAAAGUUGUACUUCGAAUGUCCAAGUCAAUGACUGAGACAAACUUUUUCCAUGCAACGAGUCGAUUUGAAGAUGAGAAGAGAGCACUACAGAGGGAGAUUGAUAUUUUAAGGGCCGACAUGCAAGUCAUGAUUCAAAGAGAGUCGGAGUUUAAUGUUCUUCGUUCUGUGUUUGCUAAUCGUUGUGAUGAGUAUGUGUCUCAGUUGGCUGAUAUGCAGCAUCAGAUGAAAGCAGCAGAGGAAGAGAAGGCCACGCUGGAGACGAUGCUGUCACAGGCGAUUAAACAGAAACUUGCCGCAAGACAGAAACUAGAAGAGUAUGAGAUCGAACGUGAACGACUGUACAAUAUACCAAGAAAGUUGCCUUCGUCUCGUAUUUAGCAUAUUUAUAAUUUUAUAUUUAAUAUUUGUAGAUUAUGUUGCUACAA